Messenger RNA from Fusarium pseudograminearum CS3096, 1698 nucleotides. RefSeq lists its product as uncharacterized. The transcript has 3 exons. The coding region runs from base 1 to 1698 and encodes 565 amino acids. The record is from RefSeq and is a predicted model, not a curated record. NCBI's taxonomy places the organism in Eukaryota, Fungi, Ascomycota, Sordariomycetes, Hypocreales, Nectriaceae. Gene Ontology annotation, molecular function: oxidoreductase activity; copper ion binding.
AUGAAGCUGUAUCAUCCACUCUUAGCCUCCCUUGGACUUCGCCAGGCUCAGGCCCAUCCUUCGUCCCUUCUCAAUCGCCGCGCAGCUUGCGAUGGAAACACUCCUUCUACUCGAUCAACUUGGUGUGAUUACUCAGUCGACACUGAUUAUUACACCGAGGUGGUUGAUACCGGUGUGACCCGCGAGUAUUGGCUCGAGCUGACAGACGUUACCGUUGCUCCUGAUGGUGUUUCACGCUCAGCAAUGGCUGUCAACGGUACGAUCCCGGGCCCUACGCUCUUUGCAGAUUGGGGUGAUACUGUCACGGUCCAUGUGACCAAUCAUUUGAGCACAUCCCUCAAUGGCACGAGCAUGCACUGGCACGGUAUUCGUCAGAACUUCACCAACCAAUACGAUGGUGUUUCUUCCAUCACCCAAUGCCCUUCAGCAGUUGGGGAAACCGUCACAUACACCUGGAAGGCUACCCAGUAUGGCUCAUCAUGGUACCAUUCUCAUUGGGCUCUUCAGGCCUAUCAGGGUAUCUUUGGUGGUAUCAUCAUCAACGGUCCCGCUACUGCAGACUACGAUGUAGAUCUAGGCAUGGUCUUCUUGAACGAUUGGGAUCAUCAGACUGUGGACGAGUUGUACGAAACAGCCCAGACUGAGGGACCCCCUUCACUCAACAACGGACUUAUCAACGGCACCAACGUGUUUGGCGAAGACGGCAGCUCUUCCCAGACUGGGUCUCGUUUCAAUGUGUCGUUCGAGGCUGGAACAUCGUACCGUAUGAGAUUGGUUGGUGCUGCAAUCGACACGCAUUGGAAGUUUUCUAUCGACAACCACACCAUGACAGUCAUCGCGGCUGACUUAGUACCGGUUGAGCCCUACGAGACAACGGUUUUGGACAUCACCAUGGGUCAACGAUACGAUAUCAUUGUCACCGCUGACCAAGCGGACGUUGCUGAUAAUUUCUGGAUGCGUGCUAUCCCUCAAUCGGCCUGCUCUGAGAACGACUCUACGGAUAACAUCAAGGGCGUUGUCUACUAUGGCGACAGCCCUGGUACACCUUCUACAACAGGCUACGAGUACAUAGACAUCUGCGAGGACGAAACAGACAACCUAGUGCCCUACGUCUCCAAGACAGUCGAUGCGGCCGAUUGGAGUGAUCUUGAGACAGCUUCCGUUGGAAAGAACUCUGCUGGUCUAUUCAAGUGGAUGCUCAACAGCACCAGUAUGCUCAUGGACUGGAGGAACCCGACUCUAGCGCAGGUUAUGAACGGCACGACUGAUUUCGCAUCGGAGAGUGCAGUCAUUGAAUUGAGCGAGCCAAACCAGUGGGUUUACUUUGUUAUCGAAACUGCCCUGGGAGUUCCACACCCUAUUCACCUUCACGGUCACGACUAUUUCAUUCUGGCUCAAGGUACGGGUAGCUACUCGUCCAACGUCACUCUCAACACGAGCAACCCACCUCGCCGCGACACGGCUAUACUGCCUGGAAACGGAUAUCUCGUCAUGGCAUGGGAGACGGACAACCCUGGUACGUGGCUAUGCCAUUGCCACAUCGGCUGGCAUGCUUCUGAGGGCUUUGCUCUACAGUUUGUCGAGCGUGCAAGCGAGAUCCCCGAUAUCACAACGUCGAGCUAUGUUUCCGAUGUUUGCGAUGCUUGGACUGCUUUCCAGGGCGAGUACUCGAUUGAGCAGGAGGAUUCAGGCAUUUAG